This is a messenger RNA of Symbiodinium sp. CCMP2592, 360 nucleotides long. Lineage: Eukaryota; Dinophyceae; Suessiales; Symbiodiniaceae. The record is from the annotation of a GenBank genome assembly.
AUGUUGGGAGCGAAUGCGAGAACUACCUUGGACCAGCGGGCUUCAAUGCCGUCCAGGUCUCCCCACCCAGCGAGCACAUUCUGGGUGACUCAUGGGCAACUCGAUACCAACCGGUGUCGUACAAGCUGGACUCCCGGGGUGGCAGCUCGGACGACUUCGCCAGCAUGGUUCGCAGGUGCAGAGCCGCCAACGUCAACGUCAUGGUUGACGUUGUACUUAAUCACAUGGCUGGACCUUUCGUCUUCUCGCCUGAAAAGGACAGGGGCAAGGCGUGUGGCCAAAGUGAGGACACCGAAAAAUCCUCUACAGCAAAGUGUUUGGGAUGGGCCGGCACUGAGUAUGGAAACCGUGAAUACCUGA